Messenger RNA from Entrophospora sp. SA101, 432 nucleotides. The record is from the annotation of a GenBank genome assembly. Lineage: Eukaryota; Fungi; Glomeromycota; Glomeromycetes; Entrophosporales; Entrophosporaceae.
AUGGUUGAUUGUAGAGUAGAAAUUAGUUUAGAAGCCAUUAAAAAAUAUAUGGAAAAAAAUCAUUAUAUCUCUUUGUAUUUUUCUCCUCAAUGGACUUCUCAGGGUGAGAUUAAAAAAGGAUAUGUUGGAACAAAAUAUUGGGACAUGGGACGCAGUAGAAUGACCGAGCAAGAGAAUGUUAAAAAGAUAGAUGCUAAAUUCAUAAAACAAGAAUAUCCAAAAGAAAAUAUAACUAAUUGUGGAGCCAAGAGUGAAACCGAAUUUGGAGGAUGGUGUUCUAAUUGUAAUAGUAAGAACUUAGAAGUAUGGCUUGAAGGCUUACAUUAUACUUGUUCAGAAUGUCCUAAGUGUCAUAAAGUUAGGGAUAUAAAAUACCAUGAUGUUCCUUCUGGUGAAGCCGAAAGGUUAAGGAGGUUAGCCAAACAAAAUUGA